AUGUUUGGGGGAAUAUUCUUCCAAUCAGAAGGCGAAGACGGUUCUAUUUCCCGGAAAACAAUCACGGUACGGUAUGGGUAUAUCACCUUUGUUGUCUCCCUGCUGUUCGUGCUUGGGAUCCCCUUAUCGGCCUGGUUGUAUGACCAAUUUCUCUACAACUUGACCUCGCGAAUCACAGGAAAAAUCAACACGAUACGGCUAAGAAGUAAUGUCUUGACAGUGAACUUUCCCGUGAUCAAAAUUUUACUUUUUUGGGUUCCUGUGCUGGGCGUGUUGUCGUGCCUGCAAGUGUAUGGCGACUUCCAUUUCUUAGCAGCAAGGUUGGGAAGAGUGGCUACUUACUGUCUCCCCACGAUAUUUUUUCUUACUCUAAGACCGUCACCCCUACCAGAUACGCUGUAUCUAUCAUUGGUACCCAUUCACAAGUGGUUAUCCAGACUGGUUGUGUUGAUGGGAUUGGCCCACACAGGUCUGUACUUAUGGUACAUGACUUUGAAACACACGCUGUACAAGUUGCUCAAGUUCAAAAAUGUGACCGGGAUAUUGGCCACUAUUGCAUUUGUUAUCAUUGUGGUGACUUCGCUGCCUUUUUUCAGAAGAAAAUACUACAAUUUCUUCUUCAUCAACCAUUACAUCUGUUCCUGGAUCAUUGUGAUCUCGCUCUUUUUCCACGCAAGACCAGGAAUUCCAUAUAUCACCGCAUUGAACACCGCGAUCCUGCUGUACCAGAUAUACUAUAGAGUCUCCAUGACAAAGGCGUCAAUGUUGGAUGUUGUGGACAUUUCAGCAAACAUUCAACUGGUGAUAAUACCCAACGAGGGAAUCCCAAAGAAGUCUGGCAUCCCUGGGUGUCACAUUCGCAUGAUAGACUAUGAUCCGUCGUUUCGCUUGAAGUCGCUAUGGAAGAACUACCUGGCUCCAAUCCAGCACCCCUUCACGCUCUCCACGUUAGCUGGAGACGAAACGCAAAAGCUCAUUAUCCGUAAAGGCGCCUUUGAGCUGAACAACGAGAAAAAGUACCUCCUAACCGGAGCUUACUUGCCGUAUCUUCGUUUUAUCAAGCCAAGGAGAAGGGGAAAUUCAAGAUCGCUGAUGUUCAACGUCAAGGCCAAAAGAUGCCUGAUUAUCGUGGGAGGAUCGGCCAUAAGUUAUGCCUUGCCUGUCAUGAGGAUCCUGAACUACAACGGAUGCGUGGCUAAAAUCAUCUGGGUCGUGAGAGAAUACGAAGACUUGAAGGUGUUGAACUAUUACCAGAACAUCUUCACAGACGACGAUUGCAUUGACAUUUUCAUCACUGGAAAGUAUGAUACAUUUGAGAAGGAAGCGUUCAUGGCUGACACCGCCGAAUUAAGGAGAAGGAGAUCUGAGAGGGACAUCAGAGAACAGAACAGGGUGUUGAAUCAAGAGACCGAGAUUGAUUUCAACAUGCCAACUCCAAAUGUUUCUGCUAAGUCUCCACGCAAUUUCUCAGCAACUGAUAGUCUGGCAUCAGACCCUUAUAAUUACUAUUAUGGCAGUGCCAUUGAUGACGAUCUGGAGUCCGGACUUUCUCCCAAAGAGCACUAUAGAAGUGCUCUAGCGGCAAAACAUCGCAACAGCUCGGGCUCUCUGAGAAACAAAGCGACGUACUCCUUCACCGAAGAGAACACAUUUGAAAACGUCGAUGUUGAUUUGGACCGAACAUGCGACAGGCCCAGACAGGUUUCCGACAGCAGUGGAAUUUGCGAAAACAAGGAUAACGAGUUCUGCUAUGAUCCGAAGUUGGGUCGAGUAUCAUCAAAAGCAUUGUCUUCUGGAUUUUCUGCAGGGUUGAUUCCAGUUGGAUCUCCAUCCAUUCAGACCGAAAAGCUGGACAACUACUGGAUCCUCGGGAACAUGAGCUGUCGCAUUGAAUUCGGACGCCCCAAAUUGGGUGUGUUCUACUAUAACUGGUGUGUUAAAUCCAGUUGUAUCGGACCUUUGGUCGAUCUCAAAACGGGUCAGAGUGUUUGCUGCAAUGAGAUACCUGUUAAUGGUACCAAACAGAAGAGCAAUUCCGGUCUUAAGUACAAGAAGUCGAAUGGAAAGCUACUGGGCACCGAAGACGAGGAUGAGCUCUUCUUGAAUGAACGCUUCAUUAGACACAGGAAUGAUCGUCUGGCGAAUCCCAGUCAGUCUCAGGACAAAAUUUGGGUCGUUGCUGCUGGACCUGUUGGCUUGGUGAACAACGUGAGUCUGUGGGCAAGGGAUUGUGGGUUUCACUUCCACGCCGAGAGUUUCAGCAUAUGA
Molecule: messenger RNA, 2268 nt
Organism: Kuraishia capsulata CBS 1993
Lineage: Eukaryota; Fungi; Ascomycota; Pichiomycetes; Pichiales; Pichiaceae
Exons: 1
Coding region: 1-2268 (755 amino acids)
Cellular component (GO): plasma membrane
Source: RefSeq, a predicted model, not a curated record